CCAUCCGGCAAGAUGGCGCUCUCGCUUUGUCUGCCCCGAUCGGCAUAAAACAGAAUUCACAAAAUUCACAUACAUGAAUUUGACCGGAUCGCACGGAAAAACACCCUCCUUCUAGGUGCCAAUUUGGAGACACCUUAAAGAUCCGCGCGUGACCUGAGCAUAGAGAUCUUGAGGUCAAGUAAGCUGAAUACAUUGGUGACUAAACUUCAUGAGUUCUUGGGUCAUUCACCAGACAUCGAAAGCAUUGAUUCUCAAGACAUUUCCAGUGGUAAAAUGGCAACCAAUGACGUAAAUAUUGCCGAUGAGAAGAUGAACGAGCCUGGUUGCUCUUCAGAAAUGACCAAACCUUCAUCUUCACGCUCAAAGAGAAAACCUUCAUUUGUGACCAAGCACACUGCCUUAGAUGAAUCUGAAUGUGCGAAUGAGAGUGGAGGUGAACCCGGUGCAGAUGACAGCAUGCAGAGCAGUUUGGAUAUUAGCAAGCUGCCACAAGGCACAGUGGUCGUGAAGCCAGAACCGGUUGCUAAUGAAACUAAAGAUGAAUUCCGAGGUCCUGAGUUCCGUAACAAGGGAGGCAAAGCGAAAGAAGAGGGUGCGCGGAAACGUCCUGACGACCAGCUCCAGGAGAUAUUCAAUUGUACAGCAUGUGGACAGCAAGUCAAUCACUUUCAGAAGGAUUCGAUCUUUCAACAUCCAGCACUACAUGUUCUUAUCUGCAAGUCAUGUUUCAAAUAUUACAUGAGUGAUGAUAUCAGCAAGGAUGAUGAAGGCAUGGAUGAACAGUGCAGAUGGUGUGCAGAAGGUGGUAAUCUGAUGUGCUGCGACUACUGUAGCAAUGCCUUCUGCAAGAAAUGCAUCUUGCGGAACCUUGGACGAAAAGAGCUGUCUGAAAUAAUGUCUGAACAAAGCAAAUGGCACUGCUAUAUUUGCUGCCCAGAGCCACUGCAAGAUUAUGUGAAAACUUGUGAGAAGGUUUUGCUCAAUCUUGAAUCAUCUUCUAAAAAACCUAGGGGAGAACACGACAAGACAAAGCGUGAGGAUCGCAAACACAAGCAUGUGAAACGAGAAAAAACUUCUGUAAAUGGACAGGAUUAUGCCUCUGAUGGAGCAGGAACACUAACCUUUUCCUGUAAGACAUUGACAGUUCCGAAAGAGCUCGUCAAAAAGACCAAAAAACUAAUUGAGACCACAAAUGGUUUGAAUCGUACUUUUGUACAGUUCCUCCAGCAAACAUCAAAAGGCCAAGAAGCCAGCGCAGUAAGUUACAGACACUUAAAGGCCUUCAAAUCAGUUUUGGCUGAUCUGAAAAAGGCCCAUUCUGCUCUGGAGGAAUCACUUGAAAGUGAAUUUGAAUCGAAAGGCCUCAAGUUUCAGAACGGAGAGGAGCAAAGACCAUCAAACAGUCAAAGUGCGGAAAAUACAGUCGUCAACUCGCACCAUACCGAACCCACAACUGUCAAAGAAGAUGAUUUGGAUUGCUCCACAAAGAACCACAAUCCUGUGGUGGAAGAGGAAACCCAGCAGGACAGUAACUUGGCUGAUAUUGAAAUGGAAAGCCUUCCACACUCACCAGAAAAAGCACAGGUGCAAUCUGAAGAAAAGUCUGAAGAGAACAAAGAGAAAGAGAGUGAAGAGAAAGAGAAUGAAGCUAAAGAGCAGGAAAUGGCGGACAAUACUGACUUUGAGGAAGGCUCCGUACCACCUGCUGAAGAAUCUCUUGAUAAAGACAUUGUGUCUAUUCCACCAUCCGUCCCAGAAGAACUCUUCGAGAUGGUAGAGAGUCUUGCAGUAAAGAAAGAAAACAAUGAUGACAACUUGACUGAUUCUAGUGAUAGCAAAUCCAACACUGAGGUUGUGGAAUCCAAGAAGAGCCUUACAAAACUGGGAAAAAAACUAGUUGUCAAGCUAACACCCGUUCCUCUUAAAAUUACCAUAAAACGAGAUAAGAGCAUGGAACAGUCACCGUCAGAAGACAUGGAUGGUGAGGCGUUGAAGGAUGGUCAAGAUAGCAGACGCUCUCCGAGGAUGAAGACCACACCUUUGCGCAAGUCACCAGAGGCAAAGAGCAAGCGUAAACUAGAUAUGUCAAAGGCAGAUGAAAAGAGCAGUGACGCUGUGAAGGAACAAUGUGAUUCAGACUCUGAUGAAGUCCCAGAAGUCCUGCAGAGUGCUGCUUUGAAGGACAGUUCUGAUGAGAGUGAACCCGAAAACACUUCUCCCAAACGUACCAAAAAGAGAAAGUUAUCGUCCCGCUCUACUGAAAAACCAAAGUCAAAGCGCAAACUUGAGGAGGGCUCCUCAGAUUCAGAGCAUAGUAAAAAGCCUUCAACAGCAAAGAAAAGGAGUGCCAAAAAGAAGAAGGGCAAGGAAUCUGAUUCAUCCAACCACAACUCUGAUCUUGAGAAGGAGAUGAAAAAACUGUCCAAGGUUGAUAGUGGGAAAAAAAAAUCCAAAAGCACCAAAAAGGAUGAGGAUGAAGGCAGUAAAGAGGGCAAGAAAGGCCCUAAAAGAUCAUUCGAGCGAAAACGAAGGUCGCAAAGAGAAAAGGCUAAAACUAAGGAAGAGCUUUCCUCCAGUGACGAAGAGGAGGAGGAGGAGGAGAAGCAGGCUGAUAACUCAGGAGAAGACAGUGAUCAGCAGAAGAUUAAACCGAUUCUUGAGUCUGUUAUCGCUAGCAUCGAUGGUUUCCAUCAGUCAUCAGGUGAAGAAAUUGAGUUAAAGGAUGAAGCUUCCCAGGUGGUGGAUGAUGAUGAUGACCCUGAAAAUAGAAUUGCCAAAAGGAUGCUUCUGGCACAGAUCAAGGCCAACUAUUCCUCUGGAGCUGACAGUUCAUCAGAUGACGAAAAUGCAGACAAAGAGGACGGCGAUUCGACAAAAAAAGAAAAAGAUGGUGCUAAGAAGGAAGAUGGAAGUGACACUGAUGAGGAGACGACUUCAGACUCUGGCUCAGAUGUGGACUUGAAGAAAGGUGGACGCAGACACCGUUUGCUACGCAAAAAGUUGACUCUAAGCGAGGGCGACUCUGAUGAUGAGAACGCUGUCAAAAACAAGAAAGAAACCAAAAAGAGAGGCAGACGGAAAGUGGACAGCGACGAUUCAGCAGACUCCGACUUUAAGCAUUCGCGCUCAGACUCCAGUGAUGCUUCAGCGCUCAGUGAGGCUGUGAGCGAAGAUGAAGAUGACGAAAAGAGCACUAAACGCAAAACACGGUCAUCCAAAAAAGCUGCAAAGGACAAAGAAAGAAGUUACAAGAAAGAGAAGAAAAAACGCCGCCGCAUUAAGGUUCAAGACUCCUCAUCCAGUGGCAAGAGUGGAGAGGAAGAGGGUGAAGAAGGUGACGAGGACGAUAAAGGAACUCCCAAAGGUCGCAAGAAGAUUCGCAAGAUCAUUAAAGAUGACAAACUGCGGACAGAGACACGCGAUGCCCUGAAGGAGGAAGAGGAUAGGAGGAAACGCAUUGCUGAAAGGGAGCGCUUGAGGGAAAAACUGCGAGAGACUAUUGAAAUAAAGGAAUCAUCACAGGUCACGUGUCCCAUCACUACCAAGCUGGUGCUUGACGAGGACGAGGAGACCAAGGAACCACUAGUGCAGGUUCAUAGAAACAUGGUGACCAAACUCAAACCACAUCAGGUGGAUGGUGUACAAUUCAUUUGGGACUGUUGCUGUGAGUCAGUGAGGAAGGUAGAGAAGUCAUCAGGGUCUGGCUGUAUUCUCGCCCACUGCAUGGGUCUGGGAAAAACUCUUCAGGUGGUGACGCUUCUCCACACUGUGCUGCUGUGCGAGAAGCUGAACUUCUCCACAGCUCUGGUGGUGUGUCCACUCAACACUGUGCUCAACUGGCUUAAUGAAUUUGAGAAAUGGCAAGAAGGCCUUAAGGAUGAGGAGAGUUUAGAGGUGACAGAGCUGGCCACAGUGAAGAGACCUCAAGAGAGAGCGUAUGCUUUACAGCGCUGGCAGGAAGAUGGUGGUGUCAUGAUCAUGGGCUACGAGAUGUACCGCAACCUGACGCAAGGACGAAACAUCAAGAGCAAGAAGCUGAAAGAGACCUUUCAGAAAACUCUUGUUGAUCCAGGUCCAGAUUUUGUCAUCUGUGAUGAGGGUCACGUGUUAAAGAAUGAAGCAUCUGCUGUCUCCAAAGCCAUGAACUCUAUCAAGACUCGUCGACGAGUGGUGCUAACAGGAACUCCACUGCAGAACAACCUGAUCGAGUAUCACUGUAUGGUGAACUUCAUCAAGGAGAACUUGCUGGGAUCAGUGAAAGAGUUCAGAAACCGCUUCAUCAACCCCAUCCAGAAUGGCCAGUGUGCUGACUCCACACUCGUUGAUGUCCGUGUCAUGAAGAAACGUGCGCACAUUCUCUAUGAGAUGCUUGCAGGAUGUGUCCAAAGAAGAGAUUACACCGCUCUAACAAAAUUCCUGCCACCGAAACAUGAGUAUGUGUUAGCGGUGCGGUUAUCGCCCAUCCAGUGCAAGCUUUAUCGAUACUAUCUGGACCACUUCACAGGUGUCGGUUCUGCCUUGGAGAGUGGAAAAGGCCGUGCAGGGACCAAACUCUUCCAGGAUUUCCAGAUGCUCAGCAGAAUCUGGACCCAUCCAUGGUGUCUCCAGCUGGAUUAUAUCAGUAAAGAAAACAAGGGAUACUUCGAUGAGGACAGUAUGGAUGAGUUUAUAGCCUCAGAAACAGAGGAGUCAUCCAUGAGUUUGACUUCUGAAGAUGAGAAGCCCAAAAGGAAGAAGAAACGAGGCAGAGGAAAAGGUCAGAGCUCUGACAAGUCUGACAGCGAUGACCUGGAAGUGAUUAAGGAGUGGAACACCAGCUCUCGUGGAGGAAACCCUGAGGGGCGGAACAGAGCAGAGCCUGUGGAGGAGGUUCGUCAUUCAAACUCAGGUCCUGGCAGUCCAUCGCCAGAAUGGUACAAAGAGUUUGUGUCUGAGGAAGAUGCUGAGGUGCUGACUCACUCUGGGAAAAUAGUGCUUCUUUUUGAGAUCCUCCGCUUGGCUGAAGAAGUGGACGAUAAAGUGUUGGUGUUCAGCCAGUCUCUCAUUUCUCUUGACCUCAUUGAGGACUUUCUGGAGUUAGCAGGCAGGGCCAAAGAGGAGGGGAAAGAAUCACCAUACAAAGGGGAGGGCAAGUGGUUUAGAAACCUUGACUACUACCGUUUGGAUGGUUCCACGAAUGCCUUGACCAGGAAGAAAUGGGCUGAGGAUUUCAAUGACAUCAGUAAUGUUCGGGGACGAUUGUUCCUCAUCUCAACCAGAGCUGGUUCCCUUGGAAUAAACUUGGUAGCUGCAAACAGGGUCAUAAUUUUUGAUGCCUCAUGGAACCCAUCCUAUGAUAUCCAGAGUAUUUUCAGAGUCUACCGCUUUGGUCAAGUGAAGACUGUAUAUGUCUACAGGUUUUUGGCUCAGGGAACCAUGGAGGAGAAGAUCUAUGACCGGCAGGUCGCCAAACAGUCACUGUCUUUCAGAGUGGUAGACCAACAGCAGAUUGAACGGCACUUUACAAUGAAUGAGCUGACGGAGCUCUACACAUUUGAACCCGACCAGCUGGAUGAUCCCUCUGAGAAGAAGAGCAAGCGAGCCACACCUAUGCUGCCCAAGGAUCCUGUCUUGGCAGAAUUGCUUCACAGCUACAAAGAUCAUAUUGUUGGUUACCACGAGCAUGACUCUUUGCUUGACCACAAAGAGGAAGAAGCACUGAGUGAAGAAGAUCGGAAGGCAGCCUGGGCUGAAUAUGAAGCAGAGAAGAAGGGUCUGUCCAUGCGUUUCAACCAGCCGUCUUAUUCUCAAAUGGGUAUGGGAGCACCAAACUCCUACUUCCCCUUCAACGUGGCCGCCUUGGCUUCAAUGAGCAACCAACAGUUGGAGGAUUUGAUUAACCAAGGUCGACAGAAAGUGUUGGAAGCAUCUAGUGCUCUGAAGACAGUGCCUAGGGAAGCACUGGAGGACAUUGUUGCUCAAGUGUGGAAGGAGAAUCCGAGUUUACCAGAGGCCCAGGUUCACUCCAUGGCUCUUGGGAGGCAGGCUGGGUUCGAGCUGGAAGUCCAACACAGGGAGGCCGUUUAUCGUGAUGUCCUCAGCAAGCAACAAACUCUAAUGAUGUAUGUGCAGAAGGUACUCGCCAACCGGAAGGUCCAGGAGCAGCAGUUGGCCAUGGCAAGACAAGGGAUGCUGCUCAACCAGCUAGCCAUGCAGAAUGGUCUUACAGGCCCCAUGAAUCAGAUGGAUCUGCUGGGGUUGUACCAGCAGCUCGGGGCUCUCCAGGGCCUUCCCACCCCACAGCUGGGCAAGAACCCAGGCCCGUCUAAGGGUCUGUAGACGUUCGCACCCAUCCUACCACUCUCGGUGUACAACACAGCUGGACUGAUACAGCCAGGACACCUUCUAAAGCUCCUCGGUAGUAAGAGGAGAUCCUGGGACAUUGUUUUUUGGCAGUGCAGUCAAUUUGUGUAUAUAGCCUUAAUGUUAUUCAAGAACUUUGUUUUUUCUUUUUCUCUUACACCUAUUUAAAAUGAAAGAAGAUAUUCUCCCCAAAUGCUUUUAGGCAUUGCAGGUUUCUUUCCCCUUGAAAUAAGGGCUGUGCAUAUAUAAAUAAUAUUGCAAGGAAAACAGCGCGAUUGAGGAGGGACCAUAGUGUUUCUGUUCUGUAACCAUAGAGAGGAUUUCGCCCAGUAACUACGUAAUAUCUGCGCUCAUAUCUUCCUAGUAGUGGAUUGUUAAUGGUACCGUGAUCGCCAGUGCUCCAGAGACACUGCAGCAGACACCUUAAAUGUAACGUCAAGUCAAAUGGCCUUAUAUUACGCAGCUAGAUCUCUUCAAAUGUUUUAAAAACCCCUUUUUCUAAUCUGCUUUUAGGUAUUUAAACUUGUUGUUGCUAAUCAUGCUAUGGAAUGUCCGUGUUGUUAAAACUGCUUGCUGAAAUCCUCUGGACUUUUGUAACAUCAGACUUCUCGUUGUAGUGUUGCCUAGCAUAUUGUUGUGAGUACUGUUUAUAAUUUCUCUUUCGGUUGCGUUUAUUAUUAUUUUUUGCUUUUCUCGUUUCUUUUCCCCCACUUGUGUUGGGUUGGCGCCUGUGUUGCCGCCUGGCAGGAGUUAGAUACAUGUUUGUGCAGUUUAACUGAAGUUCAACCUGUUCUGAUGAUCUAAAAAUGCGAACACUUUCCUUAUCAGGAUAGUGCUUCGGCUGUAUUGUUCUUUUCUUGGGCACAUCUCCACUUUUGAUGCUAAACUAGAUGUUUGUUUUUUAUUUCAUUGGCGACUGUAAGCCCUUUGAUAUCCACAGGGUGUCAUUCAUAAAUGUAGAGGAACUUUUCCCCCUCUUGAAAAUGUUCUACUGAUAGCAUACACACCAACAAUUUCUGCCAUUAAUAUGAUCUGCUUAUUAGUAUUUAAUAUCACAUUUAAAUAAAGUGACCAAAAGGAUGAAUUACUUGCA
This is a messenger RNA of Danio aesculapii, 7435 nucleotides long. It is a transcript of the gene atrx, whose product is annotated as ATRX chromatin remodeler. Bases 274 to 6318 code for a protein of 2014 amino acids. Lineage: Eukaryota; Metazoa; Chordata; Actinopteri; Cypriniformes; Danionidae. The record is from RefSeq and is a predicted model, not a curated record. Gene Ontology annotation, molecular function: ATP binding; ATP-dependent chromatin remodeler activity; ATP hydrolysis activity. Gene Ontology annotation, cellular component: nucleus. The transcript has 35 exons.